This is a messenger RNA of Cordyceps militaris CM01, 3201 nucleotides long. Its product is annotated as elongation factor 2. Gene Ontology annotation, molecular function: ribosome binding; GTPase activity; GTP binding. Gene Ontology annotation, cellular component: ribonucleoprotein complex; cytosol. The record is from RefSeq and is a predicted model, not a curated record. Gene Ontology annotation, biological process: cytosolic ribosome assembly. NCBI's taxonomy places the organism in Eukaryota, Fungi, Ascomycota, Sordariomycetes, Hypocreales, Cordycipitaceae. The coding region runs from base 1 to 3201 and encodes 1066 amino acids. The transcript is spliced from 2 exons.
AUGCCUGUUGUCACACCUGAAAAGCUUGCAGGCCUGCAACAGCAGUCUGAAGAUAUUCGCAAUAUAUGCAUCCUAGCCCAUGUUGAUCAUGGCAAAACUUCUCUCACAGACGCCCUCUUGGCGACAAACGGCAUCAUCUCACCAAAGCUUGCCGGUAAAAUUAGAUACCUGGAUUCCAGACCCGAUGAGCAGUCAAGAGGCAUCACUAUGGAAUCUUCCGCCAUUUCGUUAUACUUUUCCAUGCUCCGGAGAUCAGCGCCAGACGCUACACCGGAGCCCAAAGAAUACCUCAUCAACCUCAUCGACUCUCCUGGCCACAUCGACUUCAGCAGUGAAGUAUCCACAGCAUCGCGCCUUUGCGACGGCGCAGUCAUUCUUGUUGACGCAGUAGAGGGAGUUUGCAGUCAGACAGUCACUGUUCUCCGCCAAGCAUGGAUGGAAAAGCUGAAGCCGCUUCUGGUCAUAAACAAGAUGGACCGAUUAGUGACCGAGCUAAAAAUGACGCCAAACGAGGCUUUUCUUCAUCUCAACAAACUCUUGGAGCAGGUAAAUGCGGUUCUCGGUAGCUUCUUCCAGGGUGAACGAAUGGAGGAGGAUCUCAACUGGAGAGAAAAGAUGGAAGAGCGUGUUAACGCUGCCGCUGCCGCCAAAGCUUCCAACAAUGACGACAACACCGACUCUAUCGAUCUGGAGUUUGAAGAAAAGGACGAUGAGGACAUUUACUUUGCGCCAGAGAAGAACAACGUCAUUUUCAGCACAGCUACAGACGGUUGGGCGUUUACCUGUCGCCAGUUUGCCAGUCUCUACGAAAACAAGCUCGGCAUCAAGCGUGGUACUCUUGAAAAGGUUCUCUGGGGAAAUUUCUAUUUGGAUCCCAAGACGAAAAAGAUACUGGGACCAAAGCAUCUCAAAGGCCGCAACCUCAAGCCCAUGUUUGUACAGCUGGUUCUCGAGCCUGUCUGGACCGUGUAUCAGGCUACUACUGGCGGUGACCAUGGCAAAGGCGACCCAUCACUUUUAGAAAAGGUCAUCAAGUCUCUCAACAUCAGCAUCCCACCGCACGUCCUCAGAGCUCGCGACCCUCGACUUCUUCUUACGACUGUCUUUGCCUCUUGGUUACCACUUUCCACCGCACUUUUAGUUUCCGUCAUUGAAUCGUUACCGUCACCGCCCACCGCGCAACGAGAACGUAUUCCUGCGGUCUUGGACAGCUCCCCGGGCGCCGCAAGCAUCGAUCCCACGAUUCGCGAUGCAAUGACGACAUUCAAGCACGGAAAGUCCGACCCUGUAGUGGCAUACGUCAGCAAAAUGGUUUCAAUGCCCGAGAGCGAGCUUCCCGAGAACAAGCGCAAGCCUGGACAGAUGACCGGUGAGGAGGCGCGAGACCUGGCGAGAAAGAAGCGAGCCGAAGCCGCACGAGCCCAGGCCGCUUUGGAAGCAAACGGAAGCGGACUUGAUUCUCUGACCCGGGCGCUUGGAGACGCCAGUCUCGACGAACACGCGCCUGAUGCCGAGGAGAGGGAAAAUGAUCCCGAGCACCUCAUUGGAUUCGCCCGGAUCUACUCGGGUACCAUCUCUGUCGGCGACAAGCUAUUUGUUGUGCCACCAAAGUGGUCCCCGGCUGAGCCCAACGUCGAGCCGAAGCCUCAAGAAAUCGAAGUCAAGGGCUUGUACAUGCUCAUGGGCAGAAGCUUGGAGGCUCUGACAUCUGUUCCUGCCGGCGUGGUCUUUGGCAUCGCUGGUCUUGAAGGCAAGAUACUCAAAUCUGGAACUCUUUGCAGCAAGCUUGAUGGCGCGGUCAACCUUGCUGGCGUCAGUAUGGCUGGCCAGCCCAUUGUGCGUGUGGCUUUGGAACCCGUCAACCCCGGCGACCUGGACAAGAUGAUUGAGGGCCUGCGCCUGCUCGUCCAGAGUGACCCGUGUGCCGAAUAUGAACAGUUUGACAGCGGAGAGCACGUCCUUCUUACUGCCGGCGAACUUCACCUCGAGCGCUGCUUGACAGAUCUGAAGGAACGCUUCGCACGCUGCGAGAUUCAAGCCGGCGCCCCCAUCGUACCGUAUCGGGAGACUAUUGUUCGCGCGGACGAGAUGAAGCCGCCUGUGAACAAGGAGCUCGGUCGCGGUGUCGUCGUGACGGAUACCAGCUCCAAGCAGGUCACCUUGUCCAUUCGCGUGCGCCCUCUGCCUGAAAACGUCACUGAUUUCCUCAAGAAGAAUGGCGACUCGAUCAAGAAGGUGUACAAUGAGCGUUGGCAACUGAAUACUGGAGAUGACGUUGAGAGCACUGCAGAAUCCAUCGCCGUUGACCCCACCAUCACGUCACACACGUUGUUGUCUGCGGAUGAACUCAAGAAGCAGCUCCAAAACGAACUAGAAACAGGCAAGGGACGCGAUGUCUGGAGGAAUGUCGUCGAUCGCAUUGCUGGAUUCGGGCCUAGACGGACGGGUCCCAACUUGCUUAUUGACGCUACCAAGGAUAGUGUCUUGCCUCGCGUAUUUGCGCCGGUAGACUCCAAAGACGCGCCUCCAGCUGUCGACGAAGCCUCGCUACCUAGCCACUUGGCCGACAAAAUUACCUACGCGUACCAACUCUUCCUUGCGCAGGGGCCGCUCUGCAGCGAGCCCAUCCAGGGUGUUGCCGUCAUUGUGGAGGACGUCACCCUGAACCUUGCCCAAGACGACACGCCGGCGCGGGACAAGCUGGGCCGCCUCACGGGCGAAGUCAUCAAAGCCUUCCAGUCCGGCGUGCGCGUCGGUUUCCUGGACUGGUCGCCGCGGCUCCUGCUGGCCAUGUACAGUGUGGAGAUCCAGGCGUCGACGGACGUGCUGGGCCGUGUGUACGACGUGCUCACCCGACGCCGCGGCCGCGUCGUCUCGGAGACGAUGAAGGAGGGCACCCCCUUCUUCACCAUCCAGGCGCUGCUGCCCGUCGCCGAGAGCUUUGGCCUGGCCGACGAGAUGCGCAAGCGCACCAGCGGCGCCGCGCAGCCGCAGCUCAUCUUUGCCGGCUUUGAGAUCCUCGACGAGGACCCGUUCUGGGUGCCCUUUACCGACGACGACCUCGAGGACCUGGGCGAGCUGGCGGACAAGGAAAACGUGGCCAAGCGCUACAUGGAUGCCGUGCGCAGGAAAAAGGGUCUGCUGGUCGAGGGACGCAACGUGGCGACGGAUGCAGAGAAGCAAAAGACGCUCAAGAGAUAG